This is a messenger RNA of Solanum dulcamara, 1527 nucleotides long. Its product is annotated as serine/threonine-protein kinase STY17-like. Gene Ontology annotation, molecular function: protein kinase activity; ATP binding. Gene Ontology annotation, biological process: protein phosphorylation. Bases 110 to 1069 code for a protein of 319 amino acids. The record is from RefSeq and is a predicted model, not a curated record. NCBI's taxonomy places the organism in Eukaryota, Viridiplantae, Streptophyta, Magnoliopsida, Solanales, Solanaceae. The transcript has 10 exons.
ACAAAAUGAUGGAGCAAGCUUUUUGUUCCUCUACAGUGACACUUGAAAUUCAUCCAUUCUUGUAGCGAGUUUUAUUUGGUUGAACAGAAGGUUUGAUUUUGCUCUUUAAAUGGCGAUAGACGAUAACGAGAGUUGCGGAAGCCGAGCUGUUGAGCCGUCGUCUCCGAAGCACAGGCGGUUGCAGAGGCAGAAACUUCAAGCUUUUAACCAAGUGUUGAGUCGAUUACAGGAUUUGAAUCUCGAAGAAGUUGACCUCCCUGGCUUUGAAUAUCAGCUUUGGCUUCACUUUAAUCGCCUCCCCGCUCGAUAUGCAUUAGAUGUGAAUGUGGAAAGAGCAGAGGAUGUGCUCAUGCAUAGGAGAUUACUGCAACUAGCGAAGGAUCCUGAGAAUAGACCUGCUUUUGAUGUUCGCCUUGUGCAGGUGCAUCCUACCUACAAUGGAAUCUCAACCAACUCUGAUGAUGUAAAUUCUGCAGUUAAAGAAGAAUACCCAAGCAUCCAUCCUCCUCCAACAUUUGGCUCAUCACCAAAUCUACAGCCCUUUGAAAUUCUUGAUAAUAAUGCUCAUGUACAUGAUGGAGAAAGUGAUGUCAAUUCUACUUCAGGCACAACCAGGACCAUGCACGAGAUUACUUUUUCAACGAUUAACAAGCCAAAGUUGCUGACUCAGUUGACUUCUAUAGUUUCUGAGAUUGGUCUGAACAUUGAGGAAGCUCAUGUUUUUUCGACGGCUGAUGGUUUCUCCUUAGAUGUCUUCGUGGUUGAUGGGUGGCCAUAUGAGGUAAUUGAACACAGACCAUAUGAUCACAAGGCCGAUGUUUUCAGCUUUGGUAUAGUGCUGUGGGAACUUCUGAGUGGAGAAAUACCAUAUGCACACUUAACACCUUUACAAGCAGCAAUAGGCAUUGUGCAACAGGGUCUACGGCCAAGAAUUUCAGAACCUGCUCAUCCAAAGCUUGUGGAACUUCUUGAGAAAUGUUGGCAGCAAGAUCCCACUCAAAGACCUGAUUUUUCAGAGAUUUUGGCUAUCCUCAAGUUUCUAACCAAAGAGUUCAUUGUUUCAGCUUAGUUUUACAUGCUACCAAAAAAGGUUGGGCAUGACAGGGAGGACAAAUCAAUUGGUGGCUUUUUCCCGGCUCGUAAAAAGGGACAUCACUGACAUUUUGGUCAAAGAGAUGCUGGUGCAGGGGCUUCAGGAUCCUUCACAAUGUAUAGAGUUUGAGAUGUCCAAGGUUGAUCUAAAUUAACUUUACUUUUGAAAAUCAGCUCUAUCAAAUUUCAGCUUAGCAUGUUUUCUUUCUUUCCUUCAUAUUUUAGGUGCAAAACGGUGAGGAAAUUUGUAGGAACUUUGUAAGGAUACUUUUGAAUGUGCCGAAGUUCUAAUUGCUAAUCUUUUUCUCUAUUUUGCUUAUUCAGAGUUAGAAAAUGCUCUCAAGCGUGUCGUGGGACUAUUGCCAUGGCCCAUGGGAGUACAAUUUCACUCUUAUAUAGUUAAAUCAACCAAGCUUUUAAAAGAAAUGUUGUUAU